AUGGAGGCUUCAGUGAUAUUACCCAUUCUGAAGAAAAAAUUGGCUUUUCUUUCAGGAGGGAAGGACAGAAGAAGUGGCCUCAUUCUGACAAUUCCAUUAUGCCUUGAACAGACAAGUAUGGAUGAACUGAGUGUCACACUAGACUAUCUUCUAAGUAUCCCAAGUGAGAAGUGUAAAGCUAGAGGAUUUACUGUGAUAGUGGAUGGCAGAAAAUCACAAUGGAAUGUGGUCAAGACAGUUGUGUUAAUGCUGCAGAAUGUUGUUCCAGCUGAGGUAUCACUUGUUUGUGUAGUAAAGCCAGAUGAAUUUUGGGAUAAGAAGGUCACGCAUUUCUGUUUUUGGAAAGAGAAAGAUAGACUUGGCUUUGAGGUUAUUUUGGUAUCUGCUAACAAGCUGACACGAUAUAUAGAACCAUGCCAACUAACAGAAGAUUUUGGAGGAACCCUCACCUAUGAUCACAUGGAUUGGUUGAAUAAGAGGCUGGUAUUCGAAAAGUUCACAAAAGAAUCAACGUCCUUGCUGGAUGAGCUUGCUCUCAUUAACAAUGGAAGUGAUAAAGGAACUCAACAAGAAAAAGAAAGAUCAAUAGAUUUGAACUUCCUUCCAUCAGUGGAUCCUGAGAUGGUAUUGCAGACAGGUCAUGAGUUACUAUCUGAGUUACAACAGCGUCGAUUCAAUGGUUCAGAUGGAGGGGUGUCCUGGUCUCCCAUGGACGAUGAACUCCUUGCUCAGCCACAGGUCAUGAAGCUGCUAGACUCACUCAGAGAGCAAUAUACCCGCUACCAAGAAGUGUGCAGGCAGCGUAGCAAGCGCACACAACUAGAGGAGAUUCAACAGAAGGUAAUGCAGGUAGUCAACUGGCUUGAAGGACCUGGAUCAGAACAGCUAAGAACCCAGUGGGGAAUAGGUGAUUCAAUUAGAGCUUCACAAGCUUUGCAACAGAAACAUGAAGAGAUUGAGAGUCAGCACAGUGAGUGGUUUGCUGUUUAUGUUGAGCUUAAUCAGCAGAUAGCAGCUCUUCUAAAUGCGGGGGAUGAGGAGGACCUUGUGGAAUUGAAAGCAUUGCAGCAACAGCUGAGUGAUGUGUGUUACCGACAGGCCAGUCAGCUGGAAUUCAGGCAGAAUCUAUUACAAGCAGCACUUGAAUUCCACAGUGUUGCCCAGGAUUUGUCUCAACAAUUGGAUGGCUUACUGGGAAUGUUGUGUGUAGAUGUAGCACCAGCAGAUGGAGCAUCAAUUCAGCAAACUUUAAAACUACUGGAAGAAAAAUUAAAAAGUGUUGACUUAGGCUUGCAGGGCUUGCGUGAGAAGGGUCAAAGUCUUCUUGAUCAGAUAUCCAACCAGGCAUCCUGGGCCUAUGGAAAAGAUGUGACCAUUGAAAACAAAGAAAAUGUGGACCAUAUCCAGGGAGUAAUGGAAGACAUGCAGCUUAGAAAACAAAGGUGUGAGGAUAUGGUUGAUGUGCGGAGACUUAAGAUGCUUCAGAUGGUACAGUUAUUCAAAUGUGAAGAGGAUGCUGCCCAGGCAGUAGAAUGGUUAAGUGAACUUUUGGAUGCUCUGCUGAAGACACACAUCCGAUUGGGAGAUGAUACUCAAGAAACAAAAGUUCUAUUGGAGAAACAUCGAAAGUUUGUUGAUGUUGCACAGAGUACUUAUGAUUAUGGGAGACAGUUACUGCAGGCAACUGUUGUUCUGUGCCAGUCCCUGAGAUGUACUUCGAGGUCGUCUGGGGAUACACUUCCAAGACUGAACAGAGUGUGGAAACAGUUUACAAUAACUUCUGAAGAAAGGGUACACCGACUGGAAACAGCUGUUGCAUUUCAUUCAAGUGCUGAAAAGAUUUUGCAAGAAUGUCCAGAGCAGCCUGAAGCUUUUAGUGAUGUGGAGCAAUUUGAUGAAAUUGAAGCAGUUGGGAAGUCACUGUUGGACCGACUAACAGUGCCUGUAGUUUAUCCCGAUGGGUCUGAGCAGUAUUUUGGGAGUCCCAGUGAUAUGGCUUCUGCAGCAGAACACAUUAGAGAGAAGAUGAAGCUGGUUAGCCUGAAAAAGCAGCAGCUGAGACACCCAGAAGCUACUACCCCAGAGAGCUAAUACUGACCCAUGUCUGAAUUCAUAAUAGGACUUCAGUUUGUAAUCCAGCAUGGUGUUCACAUAUUACAGAAUUUGGCAUAAUAUAUUAAAAUGCAUUUCACAGCUGUUACAGGUCUCAUCUUUUUUUCAAAGUAAAUGUUCUCAGCAUCUUAACACUGUACAUCUAUCAAGCCAUAAUUAUUUAACAUGCUAUGAAACCAUAGAUUUCAAGUAUCUUAUGAAAAGGAACUGUAAAUUUUGCACUGAAAUUUGCUGUAAAGCUUUACCUGACCUGUCAGCUGCUUCUUAGUUAAACAGCUGAUGCAAGCUUUGAAUGGUGCUAACUAAAGUGUUAGGAGUUCCAUAUAAUGAAAUGGUAGACUUUGCUUCCCCCUGUGCCCAGGUGAUGUAGUAAUUUUAGACUGCAGGUAAAGUUCCUGCAGUGUAGACAGUGUUGACCCUAUAAUUUUAAUU
Molecule: messenger RNA, 2544 nt
Organism: Indicator indicator
Lineage: Eukaryota; Metazoa; Chordata; Aves; Piciformes; Indicatoridae
Gene: SESTD1
Product: SEC14 and spectrin domain containing 1
Exons: 17
Coding region: 1-2091 (696 amino acids)
Source: RefSeq, a predicted model, not a curated record